Molecule: messenger RNA, 645 nt
Organism: Tilletiopsis washingtonensis
Lineage: Eukaryota; Fungi; Basidiomycota; Exobasidiomycetes; Entylomatales
Exons: 3
Coding region: 1-645 (214 amino acids)
Source: RefSeq, a predicted model, not a curated record
AUGGCAGACCUCAAGACGCGCGCCAGCUCCAUCCUCGCCCACCUCAACGGCGACCACGCCGACUCGCUGCGCAGCAUCGUCGCGCGCAGCGAGGAGCUGCCGUACCUGCCCUCGCGCGCCCGCGCCACGGCCAUCGAUGCCGACGGCUUCGACGUCGAGUACACGCUGCAGCACAGCCUCGCUUCCAAGGCCGAGAAGCGCCGCGCGCGCGUCGCCUUCAAGCAGCCGCUCAAGCAGUCGGGCGAGGCGCGCGCCGCCUUUGUCGGCCUCAGCAAUGAAAGUGCCGGCCUUUGGUACCCCGUCCGCUUCGGCGUCACGCCACACCUUCCCGGCGCUCUGGCGCUCGGCGCGCUGCUCUACGCGCUCAGCAAGGCGUACGACUUCCCGGCGGCGCAGGUGGCGCUGAUGCCCGUGCUGCAGCGCUACCCCGACGCGCCCGACUGGGCCGCCUGGCUGCUGCGCCAGAUCGGCGUCGCGCACGCCGUCGAGAGCGUGCUCAUGUUCCUCUAUGUGCUCAAGCGCGGCGGCUCGGUCGUCACGGCGGCCAAGUGGGCAGCCGUGCACCUGCCCGUCGGCUUCCCGAAUUUCUUCUCCUUCCGCAAGCUCAACCCGGCCGGCGUGCAGAAGAAGGGCAAGGGCCACUGA